Molecule: messenger RNA, 514 nt
Organism: Ilyonectria robusta
Lineage: Eukaryota; Fungi; Ascomycota; Sordariomycetes; Hypocreales; Nectriaceae
Exons: 1
Coding region: 145-417 (90 amino acids)
Source: RefSeq, a predicted model, not a curated record
GUCCUCCCAAAACUUUACAGAAUAUUUGUAUACAAACAAAUAUCCCAAACAACUAAAGGCCUCUCUUCUCCGCCCUCAAACAAACAAAACGAUCACGGAAAUCAUUUAUUUCCUACCCUCAACUGCGACCUACACCACGCAAUCAUGAAUAACAAGAACAACGCAACCGACCAGGCCACUGGCGCGGCAAACUUCCUCACGAGCACGCUGGGAAACACACUCGGUGGAGUCGGACGUACACUUGGUGGCGUUACGGGUGCGGCGACUCGUGGCAUAGGCAACACGGUGACGGGCGUUACGGGCGAGGUCGGACGACCGCUCGGCGACGGCCUGGGCAACCUCGGCACAGGUGUUGAGAAUGGAUUGAACAGCGUUUCCAAGGGCGUCGAAAACGCGGGGCAGUGGAAGAAGCAGUAAAGUGUGUGGUCAAGGUUUCAAAGAAACGCAGCUGGGAGUGUAGGAUAUGUACAGUACACAAAACUUAAGAGAAUUAUAACCGAACAUCAUUUUUUUC